This is a messenger RNA of Myzus persicae (green peach aphid), 942 nucleotides long. RefSeq names its product pro-resilin-like. The coding region runs from base 170 to 520 and encodes 116 amino acids. The transcript is spliced from 2 exons. The record is from RefSeq and is a predicted model, not a curated record. Gene Ontology annotation, cellular component: extracellular matrix. NCBI's taxonomy places the organism in Eukaryota, Metazoa, Arthropoda, Insecta, Hemiptera, Aphididae.
UAUGAAAUCAAUUACAAAAAUUUGAUAUCGCUGUAAACAUAUAGGCUGUACCUACUGUAAAAGUUUAAAUUUUUUUACCUAUAGUGUUGUAAGAUAUUACGUUUUUAUUUUAAUUUUAAAAUAUUUAAAAGUGCAGUAUAUAUAAUUAUAUAAACGAAAAUACAUAAAUAUGAUGUUUGUAAAAGAAGGAUUAUUCUGUUUCGUUUUAUUUGCAUCGAUAUUGCUGAUCCAAGGUCGUCCUCAAGGGGACUCCAUGACUAAAACUUCAGAAAAACCAGAACCAUACGAAUACCAAUACAAAGUGGAAGAUAAACCAAGUGGAAAUUACUACGGACAAAACGAAGUUGGCAAAGAUACGGGUCGCAUAGAAGGAUCGUACUUUGUAUAUCUUCCGGAUGGUAGACUCAUGACAGUCACAUACUACGUUGAUGGAGAAAGUGGUUUUGUACCAAAAAUCACCUUCCAAGAUAAUGCUAGUCCUUUUGGCAAUACUGAAUCAAAUUCUAUUCAGAGAAGAUAGAACAGUUUAAUGAGUAAUUUGUAUUGUCUUGUUUAAAUAUUUUCCAGAAUUAAAAAAAUCAUGCAAACUAUGAACAUAUAUCAUCGGCACAACUAUAUAAUUACCCAUAGUACUGUAUUAGAUACUAAAGUAUCUUAGUACCUUUUAUACGUAAAUAUAACGUAAUUGAAAAAAAAUAUUAUUGUUAUAUUUGUUUGUAUUUAAUAAACUUCAAAAUUUAUCUUAAAAUUACUGACCCCUCAUUAUUGUACACAAUUUAGAGAAUGUAUCCACCAUGUAUACACACUACACAUUUUAUUUACAUAACAAUGUAUGUUACGUAGGUACCAGGUAUAUAGGCAGAUAUUUUAAGUACUUUUGAAUAUUUUUUAAUUAAUGGGUAUAUACUAUUAUAUACUAUGCUGUUUUAAAUUGUUAAAUUU